AUGAAGCGAAGCAAAUUCAUAGAAAAUCCAAGGAUGAAGAAUGAGAAAUCGAAUAGCCAUUUGAAGAACUUUCUUCCCGAAUGUUGUGAUAAAAGAGAAAUGAAAGAUUUUAAAACGUUUGCUAAUUUAUUCUUAAAGGGGGAAUUAAUGAGAAAAUUUUUAAUGGAUGAAGAUGUGUGGUUAUUUAUACAAAAUUUUAAAAUUAAAUUAAAAGAAAAUCCUAGUGAAAUUGACAACUGGUUAGACUAUCAGCUACAUUUAGCAAAAACUAGUGUGGGUAAUCUCUUCAAUUCGGACAUUCCACCAUUUGAACAUAUACAAAAAAAAAAAAACGAUUGUUAUAACUCAAAAACUUAUAAUGAAAUUGAUAAAUAUGAUGUUCAUCUUACUGAAUCUGCUAAGAGGAACGGUUUUUCUGAAAAAUGGAGAAGAAAUAUGUAUGAUCAUUUGGGCCAAGUUGAAAAAGAAGAUUCAGUAAGUUCUCUUUUGCAUGAUCAGGGAGACACACGCGAUGGGGGAAGCGAAUACAACAAGGAAGGUGAAGAUGGAAAGAAGCAUAAUGUUCACAAAAACGAAGAACACGAGCAAAAUGAAAAUGAUGGGCAAAAUGAAAAAGACGGGAGAAAAGAAAAAGAUGGGAGAAAAGAAAAAGAUGGGAGAAAAGAAAAAGAUGGGAGAAAAGAAAAAGACGGGAAAAACGAAAAAGAUGGGAAAAACGAAAAAGAUGGGCAAAGCGGAUCAAAUCGACAAAAUGAGCAAAACAAAGAUGAUCACUCCGUUGGAAGUGAAUAUGACUCACGAGGAGUAAAACGGAUUAAUAUAAAUGAUAUACUUAUGAGGAAUAGGUUUCAUAGUAACGAUGAGAAAGCAAACAAACAUAUUGAUGUAGAGUAUGACAGUUCUGCGUACAAGUGCAUAUCUGGCUUAGGGAAAGAUAGCACACGUACUGGAUCAGAAUAUGAUCAAAGUGGAAUUGAUAGAAUCCGAAUGUGUCAAGGUGAGAGGGAAGCAAAAAAUAUCGAUGGAACAGGGCUCAACGUGGAACCCAUUGAUGAAGCUAUUCAUAUUCCAAUGUUAGAUAAUUCAUUGAAACUCCAAAAUGAUCAAGACUCGAUAAAAAAAAGACAAAAAGAGAUUGGAGAAAAACAAACAAUUACAAAUGGAUAUAAUUCCUUCGAAAAAGAAGUGAAGGAGGAAAUACUAGUAGAGAAAUAUCAACCCAGAGAGAAAGACAAUUUCAAGGAUGACCUAUCUAGCCUCAAAAGUAAGGCAGUAACAAAGCUCAGACCAACAAAAAAUAGUUCCAUUAGUUCUACGCAGUAUUGUAAGAAAAAUGAAAUAAUCACUAAACAUAAUCAUAGCAGACGUAAGGAGCAACCCCAAUAUUUUAAGGAAAAUAAUGAGGUUUCUGAUAGUGCUGUUAGUUGUGAUGAACUUUUGCAAAAAGGUGCAUCAUCCAGAGAUACAAAUUGCAGAAGUCACUGUACUGAUACGGAUGAAUUGUGCCUCUAUGAUGAUGGGAAAACAAUUGAUAAACAAGCUCUAAGUAAUGGACAAGAGUUCGGAAAACUUACAAACAGUGGAAUGAUGAAAAAGCAGCAAAGAGUAAGCACCUAUGAUGAUAACAAAUUACCCACCUUCACUGUAAAAAAAAAAACGAAAAAGGAAGAAAUUAUUACUCCAUUGAAAAACAGUUUAACAGAACAUAUACUGUCGCAAAAAAAAGAAGGAAAAAAUAAUCCAAAUGAAGAGUUUACUAAUCUUGUUUGUAGAACAUUAAACGACAAGAAAAUAUUUGAUAAAAACAAAACAGGAGAUGUGCAUGUUGUAAUACCAAAAAUUACUGUAAAAAUUGACAAAAUACUGAAUGAUGAAACAGAUAUCAAAUUAAAAGAAAUAUUCAGCCAAUGUAAUAAUAAAAUGGAUUUAGAUUUAUUCGAAAAUUUAAUAGUGAUAAAUUUUUUAAAAAUUGGUAGAUACAUGAGUCAUACCUUAUAUUCAAAAAUUCCAAAAAGAAAUAUAAAUUUUGUUACGUAUGAAGAGGUUAGGAAAUAUUUUAGGAAUCGUUUCAUUGAUGGGAGAAAAGAUCCAAGUUAUUACAACGAUGGAAAAUAUAGAAUCUCAUUUGAUAGAACUAUGAAGGAAAAUAUCAAAAGUGAUGAUCAUGUGAGUAGCUCAUCAAAUCAAAGUCUUCAUUCAGAUUCUGCAUCUACCAUGUCGCAUAUGAAUAAAGAUCUUAACAUAGGGUCGUGUAUAAAAACAGAUGUAACAAGUAUGAAUGAAUAUUCUUGGGAGAACCAAGUAGAAGAUGCCUCAUGCAACCGGAAGGGAGAAAAUAUAGAAAUUCCAUACAAGAAAUGUUCCAUUAUAAACUUUUUUAAUGCGAUUAAAGAACAAGAUAAGGAUUACAUAGAAUUCAAAGAUUUCGAUGUGUAUAUAAGAGAAAUUUUGAAAAGAAAUAAAUCUCUUCAAUUUUUACAAGUACAUACUGAAUUUUUAGAAAGGUACAUAGAAUCUGUCAUAGUUCGAAUAUAUUAUCAUAUUGACAUAAACGAUACAAAUAGAAUAUAUUUAAAAGAUUUGAGAAGACAUAAUUUAGCUCAUAUUUGGUGCUGCCUAGAUGAUAAUAUAAAAGUACAAUACGUCAAAAAUUAUUUCAGUUAUUCCCAUUUUUAUGUAUACUAUAGUACCUUCUGCCAGACAAGCAGUUGUAAAGAUAUGCUAAUAGAUGAUAAUGAUUUAUACAGAUUUGAUAAUCAUUCAUUGAAUGAUUUUAUUGUGAAUCGAAUAUGGUCAAGACUUUCUAUAAAACUAGGAGGACCUAAUGAAAAAUACAUGUGCCUUAACGAUUGGAUUUAUUUUAUAAUGAAUUAUGAAGAUAUGACUACCAAUCGAUCUAUCGAAUUUUGGUUUAAAUUAAUUGACUUAGAUGCAGAUUGUGUAAUUAGAGAUCACGAAAUUCAAGUAUUUUUCAAUAUACAGAUGGAAAGAUUAAAAUCUCAUUAUUUAGAAGAACCCAAAUUUGAAGAUUGGCUAUGUCAAAUGAAUGAUGCUAUUCAACCGAAAAGUGAAGGAAAUUUUACUCUAUCCGAUUUUAAAAGUAAUAAAAAAUAUGCUGCUAGAUUUUUCGGAUGUCUAGUUAGCUUAUCAAAAUUAUUAGCAUGGGAAAGCAGGGAUGUCUACAAGGAGCUGCAAAUCGAAACAGAAUUCCCCAACGCAACCCCAUGGGAAAUUUUCUGCAAAACCAAAUAUGAUGAGAUAUGCUACAUGGAAAAUGAAAGUUGCUACGAUGAAAAUUUUGACACGUAUGAUAUGAGGAGGUUUUAUAUCAUGGAUUCAGACUAA
This is a messenger RNA of Plasmodium gonderi, 3345 nucleotides long. RefSeq lists its product as hypothetical. Gene Ontology annotation, molecular function: protein phosphatase regulator activity. The record is from RefSeq and is a predicted model, not a curated record. Gene Ontology annotation, biological process: protein dephosphorylation. Lineage: Eukaryota; Apicomplexa; Aconoidasida; Haemosporida; Plasmodiidae. Gene Ontology annotation, cellular component: protein phosphatase type 2A complex. Bases 1 to 3345 code for a protein of 1114 amino acids. The transcript has a single exon.